AUGGAAUAUAGAAAAACGAAGAGAACAAACCAGUACAUCUAUGAGGGGAGCAGACACACUGCUAAGCGACAAAAAAUAAAUGUCAACACCCAGUGCAAAGGAAUUUUGAUAUCCCCAGUGAGUUAUAAAAAGAUGAACAUUGGUAUAAAAGAAUUUUUGCAUUUUUUAAAAUUAAAUUUUCCAAAUAAUUUUGAUAGAGCAGAUAUAAAAAUUAACGAUGACAAGAAUGUGGAAAUAGAAGAUGUUGAUAGGAAAAAUAGCUUUGUAGAAAAACAAUUAAAAAAUGAUAUUGAUAAAGAAAACAGUGAAUAUAAUAGAUUUAUUCCCCUUCGAAAUAUUAUAAAAAAUUAUACUUUUAUUAAAUUUAAUUAUGUGAAUGAUAAAACUCCAUCUGAAAUUGUUAAUGACAUAUUUUUCUUAGCGAAUGAUAAAAAAGAAAAAUAUAUAUUAAGAAAUAUAUGUAAAAUUAUUCCUCUAGAUUGUAUAUGUAAGCCGCAUAUAUCACCUUUUAUUAAAGCUGUUCUUCCUUUGAUUCGGAAAAACUUUUCUAAUGGAAUGUGUGUACAGGAACAUUUUACCGUUAAUCAUUUGAUGAAAAUUCUGAACUUGUCAGGCGAAAAGGUUGAAGCAGGAGAGGGGGAAAAGGAUGAGGGGGUAAAGGAAAGAGAGGGAGAUAAGAAAGAAGAGAAGGAAAAAGAAAUAGAUGGGGAAAAGGAACUAGAUGAGGGAAAAGAAGUACAGGGGGAUGAGAAAAGAGAAGGAUCUAGCGAAGAAGGAAAAAAGAGAAAGGUAGAACUUGACAUAAACAACAAGGAAAAUGCUGAGAAAGAUGAGAUAGGCAUAAAUGGAAAAGUAAGAAGCGAUAAAGUAAGCAUUAGUAAACAAAACAAGGAAAACCUAAGUGGAAAAGAGGGAAAAGAUGGAGAUGAGGACUGUAGUACGAACGAGAAUGGAGUAGGUGUAAUUACUAAUGAGGAAAAGAAGGAUUCUGAAAAGAAAGUCACUUGGGCACUUAUAUAUAAAUGUUCUAAUACUAAAACACUAUUAAAAAGGGAUGUUCUAACAGUGUUAGACAAUUGUAUAGGAAAUAAUUAUAAUGUCAAUUUGAGUAGCCCCGAUUUGGCUGUUAUAGUAUACGUUACGGAGAUAAUGUGUGGUAUAAGUAUAAUGAAGAAUUACGACAAAACAAGGAAAUUUAACAUCGCAUCCUUUAAUGAGGAUUCGUAG
Messenger RNA from Plasmodium malariae, 1227 nucleotides. RefSeq names its product conserved Plasmodium protein, unknown function. Gene Ontology annotation, biological process: tRNA modification. Bases 1 to 1227 code for a protein of 408 amino acids. The transcript has 3 exons. The record is from RefSeq and is a predicted model, not a curated record. Gene Ontology annotation, molecular function: RNA binding. Lineage: Eukaryota; Apicomplexa; Aconoidasida; Haemosporida; Plasmodiidae.